Molecule: messenger RNA, 1131 nt
Organism: Laccaria bicolor S238N-H82
Lineage: Eukaryota; Fungi; Basidiomycota; Agaricomycetes; Agaricales; Hydnangiaceae
Exons: 10
Coding region: 1-1131 (376 amino acids)
Biological process (GO): intracellular signal transduction; protein phosphorylation
Cellular component (GO): cytoplasm; nucleus
Molecular function (GO): protein serine/threonine kinase activity; ATP binding
Source: RefSeq, a predicted model, not a curated record
AUGCAACGACAUAGUUUUACCGCGCUCAACUCUACAUUCGUUGUCGAUGCAGAGUACCAGUUCGUCAAGGAGCUGGGCCAAGGUGCAUAUGGCUGCGUCGUCUCCGCUAGACAUCGACGCUCAGGCGAAGGGUGCGCUAUCAAGAAGAUCACAAACAUCAACACCAAGCGCAUCUUGACUAAGCGCUGCCUAAGAGAGAUCAGGUUAUUGCACCACUUCCGGGGUCACAAAAACAUUACAUGCCUUUACGACAUGGAUAUUGUAUUUCAACCAAACGGGAACUUUGAUGAGGUUUAUCUCUACGAGGAACUGAUGGAAGCUGACCUCCACGCAAUCAUUCGAUCAGGCCAACCGCUGACCGACGCUCACUUCCAAUCCUUUUUGUAUCAAACUCUUUGCGGCCUCAAGUAUAUUCACUCAGCAAAUGUACUCCAUCGCGAUCUCAAACCAGGGAAUCUUCUUGUAAAUGCUGAUUGCGAGCUUAAAAUAUGUGACUUUGGUUUGGCUCGUGGCUAUACUCCUGGCGGGGGAACUUCCAAGGCAGCCGGAAAUCAAGGUUUCAUGACGGAAUACGUUGCCACCCGUUGGUACCGUGCGCCCGAAAUCAUGCUGAGCUUCGCAAACUACUCUACCGCCAUCGAUGUUUGGUCUGUUGGAUGCAUCCUAGCUGAACUGCUUGGUGGAAAGCCCAUCUAUAAGGGUAGAGACUACGUUGACCAGUUGAAUCAGAUUCUUCAUUAUUUGGGCACUCCAUCUGAAGAUACUCUCCGCCGUGUUGGAUCACCUCGGGCCCAAGACUACAUCAGGUCUCUGCCAAUUAAACCCCGUGUUCCUUUCUCAACCCUUUUCCCUCAUGCAAAUCCUCUUGCUAUCGAUCUCCUUUCCCAGAUGCUUUGCUUUGACCCCGCUAAGCGCAUUAGCUGCGAGCAAGCCUUAAAUCAUCCAUAUCUACAAGUCUGGCAUGAUCCCGCCGAUGAACCUGUAUGCGACACUAAAUUCGACUUCGGAUUCGAAGAGGAAGACAGCAUUGAUGGGAUGAAGAAGCUAAUUAUCGAAGAAGUCAACUCAUUCCGAGCAGAAGUGCGCGCGCAGGCCAGGGCUGCGGGUCAGAUUCGCCGUCAAGACAGGUAA